Phytomonas sp. EM1 is the source of this 1757-nucleotide messenger RNA. NCBI's taxonomy places the organism in Eukaryota, Euglenozoa, Kinetoplastea, Trypanosomatida, Trypanosomatidae. The record is from the annotation of a GenBank genome assembly.
GAUCAUAAAGAUUUUGCUUAGCACAUACCAUACUUGUAUAUUUAUGCUUCAAGAUGUAUCUCUAGCCUGCUCUUUGCUGUGCUGGUGAUGUGUAUUUGGUAUGCGAUGAGAUCAAGCCCUUAUGUUGAAGGUGGUCGAUAGUCUGUUUAUAAUACACACACUAUACUUAGCAUUUCUUUUUUUAAAGGAAAUAGGUGAUGCUGGGUUGUCCUUUGGUGUAAGACUCGUUCGGGAUUUUAGCAAAGGGAUCAAUCUUCUAAUACUUUUAACAUGCAAAACCUUUCUCUUCCAGUAUGUAUAGGAUAGUAUGCAGUUGUGUGCGUAAAGACAUUAUAUGUGGUCGUAGCCUUGAAGAUUUUUAAUAUAGACUCCGAAGUGCAUUACACUGUGUCUGAAGUCAACAGAAUCAGCAAUUUUAAGGUGGUGAUCAUUUAUGAAGCAAGUCUUAGAUCAUGAAAAUUGGAUUACCCCUUAAAGCUGGAAUGAAUUAACUAUAUCAAACACCAGUUUACGCGAACUAAAUAUUCUUUUUUUUAGGCCUAUGAUUUUUUAGGGCAUUACAGUCUUCAUUGAGCAUCAGAUUCUGUAUCAGAAUAUCACAAUUACUUUUAACAUUAUUUAGUGUAUAUUUAAUGAUAAUGCUUAAUAUUCACAGAAAAUGCACCUACUUUUUCCCAAUAUUGUCGUUUUUUAUCAGAUUAUUAGAUGAGAUACCUUUUUUAUACGAUAUAUCCUCUGGAGGUCUUGCGCUGAGGUUCCUUCUAUUUGAUUGUUAUGGAGAGUCUCGUGUCUGUGGAUGAAAAAUGUACGAUGUGGAACAAAUUCUGCCAGGAAAAGGUCAAAGUGAAAAUGACGAGUCAUGCAACAAGGAGUCUAUCAAUUCUAGUCUCUUCGUAGUAAGCAUGCGCCAGAGCCCCCUCUGAGGUACAGGGAGGCCUUCCAUUUCUUGGUGUCUAGUAUAGAUACCAUGACAUCUGAGAAGAACCUUCCAUGAAUGAUUUUUUCCCCUUCUGCAACAGAUUCGUUUUUUCUUUGCCAAUUUGUAUGGUUAGAGAGAUACGCUGUUAUGGACUCAAGGGGGUCAGUGUGGGAGCUUCGUAUACACCUCAAUCUUCUAUUCAGCCUUCCCAGUGGUACCUACCAACGCCACAUGAGAGCUUUUUAUGGGGUACCCAGUCUGCUUCUCUUCACAUAGCACUGUCUGGAACCUCGUGAAAGUAAGCUCUCUGCACACAUUGGGCGUUAAUGGGGUGCAGAGUUCGAGGGCUUGUUGGAGGGGUUUUCUCGAGCGACUCAGCACUGCAGCUCGCCCCAGCAUGCUCGGAGGCAAAGAUCUCGCUUAAAAGGGCUGGUGAGUAGAACGACUAUAGUUCCUCGCAUCAUUGCAAUCAGUCGCGUGACGCCAUCCAUAGUCUAAGGGCGUGAAGCCAAUGCAUUACUAUUUUUUCCCCUUGAUCAGAGGGGGUACCAGUUCUACGCAAUAAGUGCUUCGCAUGUAUCACCCCUUUUCUCAAGAGGAUAGGAACCUCACUUCUCACCGUCGAGGAACGAUGCGUGAAUACAUUGAAGGAAAUUCGGGUUUGAGAGAGAGGUUUGCAAUACUCCGAGGAAGCCGAACCUCACGGGACUCCGAUAAGAGACCUGAAAAAGACUGUCGUCCGUUUUGCAGAGUGGAGAGGGUGGAUGGUUCACCACGAAAAGCAAAUUUUGGGCUUCAAACGCUUUUCCAACCUUUUCGUGAGAAAAACAAGUUCUAA